This is a messenger RNA of Perkinsus marinus ATCC 50983, 229 nucleotides long. RefSeq lists its product as hypothetical. Lineage: Eukaryota; Perkinsozoa; Perkinsida; Perkinsidae. The annotation marks the transcript as partial. The transcript has 2 exons. The record is from RefSeq and is a predicted model, not a curated record.
AUAUCAGCAUUCUUAUCGGUUCGACAAGCAUUAAAUUCACAAGUGAUAACUAAUCUAGUAUCAUUGGGUGAUAGUAAUAUAGAGAUGGAUGCUAUUCAUGUGAUGGGAAAUGAGUUCUCACAAGCAUUAAUAAAGACCAUCAAAUUCAGGGAGAAUCCAUCACCAGAUGAAUUGGCCAAACAACUAGAAUUAGUAUAUCAGAAGUUUGAUAAAAUAUUGGUUAAUGCUC